This is a messenger RNA of Mytilus californianus (California mussel), 1139 nucleotides long. RefSeq names its product transcription elongation factor A N-terminal and central domain-containing protein 2-like. NCBI's taxonomy places the organism in Eukaryota, Metazoa, Mollusca, Bivalvia, Mytilida, Mytilidae. The transcript has 4 exons. Gene Ontology annotation, biological process: DNA-templated transcription. The record is from RefSeq and is a predicted model, not a curated record. Bases 43 to 669 code for a protein of 208 amino acids.
CCGGUUGGAUAAAAAGAAAACAGGCAAAGUUAACGAAAUAAAAUGGAUAAAUAUUUGAUUAAGAAACCAAAAGACAUUAAACAAGAUUCAAGUAAAAAAGGCUACAGGAAGCAGAUGAAACAGUCUACCAUCGAAUCUCUCCAGGGUGUUGUUGUGGUUGAAGAAAUAAGAAGGCUUAAAUCCAAAUUGGAGUUAGAAAGUACUUCAAAAGAAGAAAUGGUUGACAGCCUGAACAAACUGGGACAAAAGAUUCCUCCUAGACAUGUUAUGUUAGAUACAAAAAUAGGCAAACUGGUCAAUAAGUUAAGAAAACAUGAAGAUAGUGACAUUAGAAAAGCAGCUAGACGUGUCUAUGUUAAAUGGAAGGAACAUUUUGUCAGUCAUGCUGAAAGACCAGUUAUUGAAGUCAUGUGUGAUACUAAAACAGAAAAAAUGAGAACAUCUGGCAAGAAACUAUUGGCUGGAUCAUUAGAUCUAGAGGAGAGUCACACUCUACCUGAUGCCAUAGAGAGAGAAGCAUUUUACCACCAUAAAAGAUUAAUCAAUUAUGAUUAUCGUAGAACUAUGAGAACUCUUGUAUUUACACUGAAAAAUAAUGAGGACAUUCGACAGAAAGUCAUAACUGGAGAACUUAAAGUACCAGAAUUUGUAUUAACAUACAAAAAAUGAUAAUAAGUAUUGAGAUUAUCAAAAUCUGUGAUAAAAUAUACCUAUACAUGUUGUACAAAUGUAGUUAAGGAGAGAAGAAUAUUGUCUGUAUGGGUCUUAUGGCAAUCCCUGAUCACAUUAAAAUGAGCCAAGCAAAGUGAAAAAAUUUCAACAAUUAGGCAGAUGUGUUUCUCGAUAAAGCAGACAGAAUAUUCUUCAAAGAGGAAGACAAAAUAAAGUUAUAUGAACUGCUAACUCAUUUCCAAUUUCAAAGUCAAUAUAAAUGAACUUAUUGGGAUUUAAUGCAUUUGCAUGAAUUUUAAAAAAAAAAUGUAAUUCUAUAGACUUACACUGGUUUCACAUGAACAUUAUUUUGAAAACCAGUAAUAAUUUAAAUUGUUUUAUGUAUCUGUAAUUAUUUUUGAUUAUUUUUUUUAUGUUUUUACUCUUUCAUGUUGUCUGAAUAAACUGGCAUUUAUGCAUAAUAUUAA